Molecule: messenger RNA, 6507 nt
Organism: Trichomonas vaginalis G3
Lineage: Eukaryota; Parabasalia; Trichomonadida; Trichomonadidae
Product: ubiquitinyl hydrolase protein
Exons: 1
Coding region: 1-6507 (2168 amino acids)
Biological process (GO): protein deubiquitination
Cellular component (GO): nucleus; cytosol
Molecular function (GO): cysteine-type endopeptidase activity; cysteine-type deubiquitinase activity
Source: RefSeq, a predicted model, not a curated record
AUGGAUUAUGAGGGAUGGUGUACUGAUUUUUUGAGCAUUAUUCUCUCACAACAGAAGCUCCAAUCACGAGUAUCAGAAUUUAUCGCUCAAAUUGAUGAAAUCAGAACAAAUGGUAAAUUAUUAGAACCAUUUUCUUCAGAAACAGAAGAUUUCAUUAAUAUUUUUUCGCAUAAGAUAAUCGAUAGGAUAUUAGCUAUAAAACCGUCAUCAAAUGCCUAUGCAAACAUGCUAAAUAGCAUCUUACAAUCUUAUAUCAAAUUAUCUCCUAAUUACAUCUUUUCUGAGAAUCAGAGAAUGAUGAACUCAGUCUAUAAAAUCAUUACAGCAUCCGAAAACCUGUUUUAUGACGAUUAUACUUCUGGAAUUUUAAGUUUUUCGACAAAUACAUCACCAUUAUUCAACGAAAACAGGAAAUUAUUUACGAGCACUAACUACUUAUCAGUUUGCAAUGAUCAUUAUUCGUCUGAUUCUCAGUUUGUUUUAGAAAUCGAUUCUAAAGUUUUGGAAAUUCUUCUUGAAUUCCAAUCAAACUGGAAUGAAGACUUACUAAUGAACAUCCUAGAAAACUACUCAGACAAGCUAAUUGCCUUUGUCGACAAGUUAAAUGGAAAAAAGAUCCGAGAUGCGAACGAUAAAUCCAUAAUGCAUUGUUUUUCAUUACUUAUCGACUAUUUAGGCGACUCUACACUAUCAGAUGACCUCAUUGAUAGCAGAUUCGAACUCUGCAUCAGAAUGUUAAAAUCUGAGUUCCUUUCUAAGCAAUUUUCCGCAUUACAAGUACUCAUGGCCGGCAAGCCUCUUACUAGAAACCAAAUUGACAUGGUUAGACAUGAGUUUAUCAUUGAUUCAAUUUUGGAAAAUCUUCAUCAAGAGACUAUACAUGGUUUUGCAUGGCUUUUCAAGUCAUUGUUACGAUUAGGACACACAGAGAACAGAAUCAUUGAGUCAUUUUGGUUCAGAACCAUAACUCAACCUUCAUAUUGUAUUGAAUACUUUACAAAAGAAUGGAACACGAUUGUUCCUGUUAUUCCUGACGACCAAAUUGAUUUCUUCUGGAAAACAGUGUCAAAUUCCAAAAUUUUGCCAAUCCAAGUUUUACAAUUUUUGAUUGACGUCAAAGAACACGUUCCAGAAGCGAACAAACUUGAUGUAUUCCACAGAUUGUUCAAUUCUAGUGACAAUCAGACCAAAAAUUACUCAGAUAUUCUUUGUAAAACUGUAAUUCAUUAUAUUCCUAACGACGAAGCCACGAAACAGACGAUACAGAAUAUGUGUCUCUCAUUACUUGAAGAAAACAGGAACGUUGCACCCGCAAUGUCAUGUUUGAAAUUAUUAUGCAAAGAUUUCGAUCAAGAGCACGCGCAAGUCAUAGUCAGGAAGAUCAUUAACAACGCAAAGAACCUGAGAGCCAUAUCAACAUAUCUUUUAGACUUGAUCAGCGCGUUAUUAGGAAGAUUUAAUUCCGAAAUCACAAUGGAAGACUACAAUUUGAUCAAAAAGUGUUUUAAUUCAUCAUUGGAUGUCGCUCCCGAGCAUCUUGAGAAGUUUUUGAACAAUCCUUACAUUGUUUCAAAUAAUAUUUUGAAUUUGGACAUGAAAAUCAAUUAUUUCCAAUCAUUGACACGAAAGAAAUCAUUAGAUCCUGGUUAUAUUAAGUUAGUUUUCACUUUCUUUAACUUAAUUAACAAAUCUAAUUUUGAUUCUCGAUUUGUCAAGUGUCAGACCCUUGAUUUACAUUGUAUUGAUGGCAUGUGGGUGUUUCUCAAUACAACAGGAUCACAAGAUGUCGUUGAAAGGAUUUGUCAAAUAUAUAAUUUCUCAUCAGAUCCAAAAAACAUCGAGAAAUUCAUAGAACAAGUCACAAAAGACCCGAUUGACCAUAACAAGAUAAAUUGUUUGGAAACAAUGAUGAUCAAAAAAGAAUCAUUGAUAACAGGAAGAAAUCAAAAUAGAUGGGAUAAUGAUUCAACAAAACAAAAAGUGCCAGUUACAGGAGAUUUCACUGGUUUGCUUCUUCUUCCUGAAACAAUCGCAAGUGAUGACUUGAAAAAGAUAUUUUCUGAAAUGUUCGGCUGUUUGACAGAAAAUUUGACACUAAAAAUUGACAAAAAAGUUUGUUUUGGAGUUGUAAACCUCUCAAAUCAAACAAUGAUCGAAAUCAAAACUAAAAACAGCUUGAAGUUUGAAAAUAUCAUUUUUCCAAGUCAAGUUUUGUCAAAAAGCGGUUUGUAUCGUCGUCUUUUACCAUUUUUAUCAUCAGGGGAUGAAAAAAUCGAAGAAAAAACUUUGAAUGUUUUGAACAUGUUGCCGACAAUUAAAGAAAUAAUUGAUGAACUAAAUUCAGAGAAACCGCCAUGGCAAACGAUAUUCAACAAGUCACAGAAAUCAAAAUUGAGUUAUUAUCUCAUGACGAUAGGAAAACUAACAUCUACAGAACAAUACACGAAUAAGUUCUUUGUCAAUGGCGGUGUCAUGGCUUUCUUCGAUACUUUGUUCUAUGACAAAGAUUUCUGUGGUUUGAGUUUGAUAACGAAAAUACUUCAGACAAUUUUGACGGCUCCUGUUGGUCCUGCAGCUGAAAUUGAAAGAGGAACAAUGUUGGCAAAUUUAUCAAAAGAAAAAGUGAUAUUUAUAUAUGACAUGAUUUCGGAGUUAGUUUUUUCUGAUGAAAACGCUGCUGAGAAAAUUUUUAAUUUUGUUUUGUUGGCCGGCCAAACAAAUUCUGACAUCGUUGAAAAUCCGUCACUUUUUAAUUUAAUCAAAUCCACAAUUUUCCACAAAAACCAAAUUUUUAGGAAUUUGAUUUCUAAAUUGGUUCAUCUUAGAAAAGUGACAAUGUCAGAUUUCCUACCAUUUUUAACAUUAUCUAAGAAUAGUUAUUGUACAGUUUAUUUCAACAUUUUGAAGGAAUGUUCGAUGAAAGGAACAAAAGAAGAUUUCACAAAAAUUGUUUCUUUCUUUAAAGAGCAAUUUCCUUCUUCAAAUGAAUUCAUUGAUCAAUUGGAUGUCAAAUACAUGCCAAUAGAGUUUAUCGAUGGAAUAAUUAACUCUCUAAUCAUGUUCCCAAAGGAAUCAAUGUCAGAUCAAUUGAAGUUAAUGAAAUUUAUCGUUAAUAACGUGCUUCUUAAUUCAUGUCACUUUUACAAUGUCAGUUCAAUUUACAGAUUAUUAAUUGAACUGUCAAAAGACGAUACAUCUGUCAAAAGUGAACUGUUGAAGAUAUUAAGUGUUUAUCACAAAUCCUUUGAUAACGAGAACACGAAUCAAAUACUGAUGAAUCAUUCCGAGAACAAAUUCAGAGGACUUAAAAAUCUUGGAGCAACAUGUUACAUGAAUUCCGCUUUGCAAGUUUUGUUUAACAUUCCUGAGUUUUCUAAUACAUUAUUAGAGAGUAAUAUAAAGAAAAACAAGGAUGAAUGGUUGGAAAGACUCCAAAUUUUGUUUGCAAAAAUGAAGUAUUUCCCUGAUUCUGUAAUUGACACUUCUAAAUUUGCUGAAAAAUGGUUGGAUUUCGAUAAACAACCAAUAGAUGUAAGCAAACAAGAAGACUCCUUGGAAUUCCUGCAAAUGGUUUUAGAUAAAGCAAAUGACAAUUUGCCAGGAAUUGCAAACAAAUUCACCGGCCAAAUUGUGUCAGAAAUCAAAGGAGUAACAACAGAAUUCAAAACAGAAACUUAUGAAAAUUUCACAGUUUUCGCCGCAGAAAUUGAGAACAAAAAGGAUUUCAAUGAUUUAUUUAGUUCAUUCUUGUCUCCAAACACUUUCUCUGGAUCUAAUAAAUAUCUGGCAGAAGGAAUUGGAAAAAUUGAUGCAACUCAAACACAGUUCAUCAAAAUUUUGCCAGAAAUUCUGAUAAUUCAAUUAAAACGGUUUAAUUUUGACAUGUCACUUGGUCAGAGACAAAAAAUUUCAUCGAGUUUCGAAUAUCCUCUUGAAUUAGAUUUAUCACAAAUAACAAAACAAGACAACGAAGAAGAAGAUGAGCAAGAAACAAAAUACAAACUAGAAAGUAUCAUUUGUCAUUACGGAACAGCGCAAUCAGGUCAUUACAUCAGUUACAUAAAGAAAUCAGUUGAAGCAGAUGACGAAAAAACGCAAGAAAAAUGGUUUUUGUUCAAUGACAGUUUAGUUUCGGAAUUCAAAGGAGAUUUAGUAAAAGAAACAAAAGGAACAGAAUCAAUGCAUUACGAAGUAAGUUGGGGAAGUGGAAAACCUUCUGCUUACGUUUUAAUUUAUAGAAGAAAUGAUGUAGUUCCUGAAAAAUUGAAAGCAAAUAAAAUUUCAAAAAGUGUCAUUGAUGUCAUAAAACCCAUGCUUUCCAAAGCAAUUUUAUUCAAUAUCCUGACAUCCAAUGAAUACUGCGAAUUCAUAUUGGAAGUGUGCGACGAAGGAGACAUUUUAUUUGAGUAUUUAACGAAAUGUUUGACGACGAUUACUAAAUCAAAAAUUUUGGAUUUGAUACAGAAUAAAUUGCAGAAUUUAGCGAAUGGAAAAGAAUUCGCGAAUUAUAUUCUCAGCAAAUACGAUUCGCAUUUCAAUUGUUUACUUAAGAGUCCUUCCAAAGAAAUGAGGAAUUGUUAUGCAGAAGUUUUAUGUCGAGCAAUGCAAACAGCGGAUUCAAAAGAUGUUGAAGAAAUGUUGAAUUAUUUGACAUCGAAAUUUGACGAAAUUAUGAAAUAUUGGCAGAAUUUCGAUGAAUUCUUUUUACCUUUCUUGCAAUCGGUAACAUUAAGUUGUUCUAAUGAAUCAAAACUUAUUCCUUUAUUCUUUGAUUUUCUUGUGAAAACAAUUCCUGAAUAUGCAAAUCAAAACAAAGAAUUUUCUUAUCAAAGAAUUAAUUUGAGUUCUGUUUUUAAGUUGUUGUUUGUUUUGUUGAGUUCCCCACAACUAAGAUCCAAUUACCAGAAGACUGUUUUCAACUCAAACUUCUUGGAUAAUUGGUUCCAAUCAACUUACCACGCUUUGGCUUUUUCGCAGCUUUUGAGAAGUUUCGUAAUUGAAAACAAAGAUUUGUCACAGACUUUCUUCGAUUUCUUCUCACAAAACGCUGACCAGUUGAGUCCACAAGCUGCUGCAGGCCAUUUCUCUGUUAUUAUAGCUUCAAACACUGAUCAAACAUCAUCCCAAAUUGGUUGGGUUUUUAAAUUUUUAUUAACAAAAAGUGACAAUUAUAUUACACAAUUUUUGAGUUCUUUAGAAGAGAAAAUCACUGAAAGCCACAUUGAUUUCAUUAAUGCCGUAUUGAAUUAUGUUAAUAUUUGGUGCAAUAACUGGUUAUUCUCAGAAAAUCCGUUUUUAAGAAAGGAAACGAAGAAAUUCGUGAUAAAUGUCUUUGAUUCACAAAACGCGAAUCAAAGAGUAUCAACAUUAGUUGAUAAACUUCUAGAAAAACUUCCUGAAUUAUCUAAAUUAUGUCUGCAAAUUAAAUACAGACAAGAUUUUGUUCAAAAACAAAUUCCUGCAACAACAUUUUAUAAAUUGUUGAAAUGGUGUUCGCAAAAACAAAUUUGCUACAACAAAUUUGUGGAAAAAUCAAAAUUAUUAUGUGAUAAUUUGAUACAAAUAAAGAAUUUGAGAUCGAAACACUUCAAUAACCUUCUGGAAUUGAUAAUUAAAACAAUUCCAAGUCAAGUUUUCUUCAGAAAAGUUGAUUGUUAUCGAUUUUUGUCUGCGUUUGAUUCUUUUAGGUCUUUCAGUGAUGAAACAAUUGACAUUGCAAUUAAUUCAUUGAAUUACGCAAGAGCAGAUAAUUCUUUAACUGUUUCUUCAUCAGUUUUGCUUCAAAACGCAAUUAAUUCUAUACUUUUGAAUGUUAAUUGUUCAUCUUUGAAAUCGUAUCAAGAACUUAAUUUAAUUUGUAGAUCUUUAGUUAAUGAAGAAACUACCGCUAACAAUGUAGCAAAGUUUUUGUUCGGUUCUCCUAAUUUCCAUGAAAUAUUUGAUGAAAAUUUGACAAAUCCGUUGGAUUUGACACUUUAUUUAUUGCGAGAAUAUCCUGAAACAUCUUUAAUUUUCAUGCAGUCGAAAGCGAACGAAUUUGUUCACAAGUUCACUCUUGAAAACAUGGAUGUUCAGACAGGAUUUGUUGUUCUUAGAGAAUGGACAGAUUCAUUCAAGACAGAAACAAUAAACAAAAGAGAUUGGUUCAGAAGACCUUUGAUUCAACCAAUUAUUUUGUUUUGGCAGAAAAGUGAACUUAUUUCUGAAAUUUGUCAGCGAUUGACGAAACCUUUUACGAAUAUCCACGAUUCUGAUGAGAUGAUCAACCUUCUUGUCUGUUUGGCGAUGCUUUCUCCUUCAAUUGCAUCGAUUGUAAUUUCAGAACUUUCGAAAUCGAAAGAAAAAAUUGAUUUUACAAAUGAAAAAAUAUCAGUUUUGAUUUCAAUGGCUGUUUUGGAAACACCAGAGAGUUCGAUUUCAUUCUUAACUGAUAUAAUUCCAUCAGCUCCUGCUUUUGUCAAAUCAAUGCUUUCAAGAGCUUUGGCAAGAGUCAAAGCAAUCUUAUAA